Molecule: messenger RNA, 1929 nt
Organism: Pyrus x bretschneideri (Chinese white pear)
Lineage: Eukaryota; Viridiplantae; Streptophyta; Magnoliopsida; Rosales; Rosaceae
Product: phosphoinositide phospholipase C 6
Biological process (GO): lipid metabolic process; phosphatidylinositol-mediated signaling
Molecular function (GO): phosphatidylinositol-4,5-bisphosphate phospholipase C activity
Source: RefSeq, a predicted model, not a curated record
UUCGAUGGGGGACAGCAAUGCACCGCACCACAAUUACAAGAUGUUCAAGUGCUUCAACCGGAAGUUCAAGGCCAGCGAGGCCGGCCCGCCGCCCGACGUCAAGGCGGUGUUCGCCGAGUACGCGCAGGGCGGGGACCGGAUGUCCGUCGACCAGUUCCGGAGCUUUCUGGUCGAGCACCAGGGCGAGUCGGCCCUCACUAUCUCCGACGCGCAUACUAUCCUCCACCAGUUCACGACCCGCCACCCGGGCGAGGCCGCGCAGCACAAGAAGCACGCGGGGGGACUCUCUCUCGAGGAUUUCUUUCAUUUCUUGUUCCUUGAAGAGUUCAACGCCCCAAUCAGAAGUCAGGUACACCAUGAUAUGAAUGCUCCAGUAUCACAUUACUUCAUAUAUACAGGGCAUAAUUCCUACCUUACUGGGAAUCAACUGAGCAGUGAUUCCAGCGAUGUCCCAAUCAUCAAGGCAUUGCAAAAGGGUGUUAAAGUAAUUGAACUUGAUCUGUGGCCAAACUCUGCAAAAGAUGAUGUUCAAGUUUAUCAUGGAAGGACCUUGACCGCUCCUGUGACGCUAAUCAAAUGCUUGAGGUCGAUAAAAGAACAUGCUUUUGAUAAAUCACCAUACCCCGUUGUUAUAACUUUUGAAGAUCACCUUACUCCCAACCUUCAGGCUAAAGUUGCAGAGUUGGUUAUCAAAACAUUUGGAGACACGCUGUAUUAUCCGGAGGCAGAAGACCAAAUGGUAGAAUUCCCAUCACCCGAAUCCUUAAAAAAGCGAAUUAUUAUCUCAACAAAACCGCCAAAAGAAAGCAGCGGAUCAAAGAUCAAGGGCAAGGGUAGUGGAAGGUCUUCAUCUGAAGAGAGUGGCAGUGAUCAAGAUGGCGACGCUAUCAACAGUGCUAAUGCAGCUGAAGCCAAAUCAUACCAACAAUCAGCGCCUGAGUACAAGCGUCUCAUAACAAUCCGCGCUGGAAAACCAUCUGGUGAAUUAAAGGAUGCUCUAGCAGUCGGUGAUAAGGUUAGACGUCUUAGUUUGAGUGAAGGAAAACUUGAAAAGGUGGCUGAAGAUCAUGGAACUGAUGUCGUAAGGUUCACACAGAAGAAUAUUCUAAGGGUGUACCCGAAAGGAACACGAUUCAACUCCUCAAAUUACGAACCACAUGUUGGCUGGAUGCAUGGAGCUCAAAUGGUUGCAUUUAAUAUGCAGGGAAAGGACAAGUACAAUUGGCUGAUGCAUGGGAUGUUUAAAGCCAACGGAGGGUGUGGUUACUUAAAAAAGCCGGACUUUUUGAUGUGCAAGGGUCCGAAAGGCGAGGUAUUCGAUCCUAAAAACGCCUUGAAAGUGAAAAAGACAUUGAAGGUGAAAAUAUACAUGGGAAAUGGAUGGCACUUGGAUUUUAGCCGAACGCACUUUGAUUCCUUCUCCCCACCCGACUUCUACACAAAGGUCUAUAUUGUUGGAGUGCCAGCAGAUUGUGGUAAAUUCAAAACAAAGAUAAUUGAGGAUGAUUGGAUACCUGUAUGGGACGAAGAGUUUGCAUUCCCUAUGACUGUUCCGGAGCUUGCCAUACUCCGGUUAGAAGUCCGGGAGUAUGACAGGUCGGAGAAAGAUGAUUUUGGCGGGCAGACGUGUCUGCCCGUCUCCGAGCUGAAGCCCGGAAUCAGGGCAGUCCCCCUGUAUGAUAAAAAGGGGGAGAAAUACAAAUCUGUAAGGCUUCUAAUAAGGUUUCAUUUUGAGUGAAAAGUCAGAACAAUGUCGAUAGCAUCACAUCAGGACAAAAGCACUUCCCCUUACAGCAUGAUUAAGCUGUAUGCAGGUGGUAUGUGUAAUUAGUGAGAAUGUUAAUUAUGUUUUUAGCUUUUGAUUUCGAUUGAAGCCAUGACUUUGACUCAUGAGUUUUGCUAGUGGGAUCUUACUAACUUUAAUCAUCA